AUGGUGCGAGACUUCCUAAAUACGGAGUUCUGUUUUGCAACUCGCGAGCAAAUUUCUGAACUCUAUCGACUCAUUUUUUAUGGUCGAGAGGAUCCCCAAUUCUUCAUUGAUCCUCUCGACCUGGAUUCCAUAGUGAAAGUAGAGCUUGAGAGCGUCGAAUUCAAUCACACCGCUCUAUGCCAGAUUUUUCAAAGCUUAUGUAACGAGGGGCACGAAUCCCCAUUCUAUUGCGAAGUAAAAACGACCCAGGCAGAGCAUUUCCAGGGCUUUUUAAAACAAAAGCACCAAGCCCGAUUGGAUAUGCAACAUCGCCAAGAGUUAUCCACUCAAUGGGAAUCGAUUGAGAGAAGAAGCGCUUUUCUAAAAGAGGAAAACGCCUCUCUAAGAGAAAAACUUUUUCUUCUCGACAGGGAAAAGGAGAAAGCCUCAUAA
Messenger RNA from Fraxinus pennsylvanica, 432 nucleotides. The record is from the annotation of a GenBank genome assembly. Lineage: Eukaryota; Viridiplantae; Streptophyta; Magnoliopsida; Lamiales; Oleaceae.